Molecule: messenger RNA, 1705 nt
Organism: Cutaneotrichosporon oleaginosum
Lineage: Eukaryota; Fungi; Basidiomycota; Tremellomycetes; Trichosporonales; Trichosporonaceae
Biological process (GO): amino acid transmembrane transport
Molecular function (GO): L-amino acid transmembrane transporter activity
Source: RefSeq, a predicted model, not a curated record
CCAUCUCACCCGCGUCCGCCGUCCUCGCUCCAUCUCCACAAGUCACAGGGACCAAUCGCGCAGGAUGCUGGCCAGAGUGGCGCGGCUCUUGGCCCCAUGGGCGAGCUGGAGUCCGUAGACUUUUAAAAGGCCGGUUCGAAGGCAGUGACGUGCCCCGCGGAACUCGCAUCGCAACUCACCAUGGGCUACAUCAAGACUGAGAAGAAUGUGCAGGAGGUCGACGUGAGCGAGAACCCGGAUUACGAUGUCGAGGUGCUCGGCUCCAAGGGCGCCAUCGUCACGGACGAGGUGUUCGGCGCCAUCACCGACAAGGGCCCCAACUACCGCUCGGUCGGGUGGCUCGGCACUUCGGUGCUCAUGAUGAAGACGCAGAUGGGUCUCGGUGUGCUGUCCAUGCCCGCCGUCUUUGACACCCUUGGUAUGAUUCCCGGUGUCAUCUGCCUCAUCGCCAUCGCCGCCAUCACCACCUGGUCCGACUACAUUGUCGGCAUGUGGAAGCUCGCUCACCCGGAGACUUACGACAUUGCCGACGUCAUGAUGCGCAUCUUUGGUCGCUUCGGUUACGAGAUUAUGAACUUUGCCUACACGCUCUUCUGGAUCGCCGUCUCGGGCUCGGCCAUGCUUGGUCUCUCGACCGCGCUCAACGCCGUCAGCACCCACGGCGCGUGCACCGCCGUCUUCGUCGCCGUUGCCGCCAUCAUCGCCAUGGGCCUUGCGUCGAUCCGCACCCUCGGCAAGAUCUCGUGGCUCGCUUGGGUUGGUGUCACCUCGAUUGUCGUCUCCAUCCUGGUCCUCACCAUCUCCGUCGGCGUCCAGGACCGGCCGUCGGCCGCGCCCCAGACGGGCGACUGGGAGCCAGAGAUCAAGCUCUUCGGUAGCCCUAGCUUCACCUCGGCCAUCUCGGCCAUCGGUACCCUCGUCUUCUCGUAUGCCGGCACCCCCGCGUUCUUCUCCAUCGUCUCCGAGAUGCGCGAGCCCCGCCUCUACACCCGCGCCCUCAUCACCUGCCAGGCGCUCAUCACCUGCGUCUACCUUGCCAUCGGCAUCGUCGUGUACUACUUCUGCGGCGCUUACGUUGCUUCCCCUGCCCUUGGCUCGGCCGGCGCGCUUAUGAAGAAGGUGUGCUACGGCCUCGCCAUCCCGGGUCUCGUGUCAACGGUCUGCCUUGUCACCCACCUGCCCGCCAAGCAGAUCUUCGUCCGUCUGCUUCGCGGCUCGCCUCACCUUACCAGCAACAGCAUCACCCACUGGGCCUACUGGCUCGGAUGCGUUGCUGCCUGCACAAUCAUUGCGUACAUUAUCGCGUCCGCCGUCCCUGUCUUCGGUGGUCUCGUCUCUCUUGUCGGCGCCCUCCUCGGCACACUCAUGUGCUUCCAGCCUAUGGGCUUCAUGUGGCUCUACCUCCACCGGAACGACGAGCGCUCCACCAAGUGGUACGCCGGUGUCACCUGGAGCGUCUUCGUCAUCGUUGCCGGUAUGUUCCUCAUGAUUUCGGGCACCUACGGCUCGAUCGUCGACAUCAAGAACUCGUACGCUCAGUACGGCGGCACUGCCGCGUGGACAUGCGCCGACAACUCGGGUUCGGUUUAAUCUGGUUGGGAUGGCCGAGAGAGGUUCUUCGUGCAGUGGUAUGGAUCAGUAGCAGAGUAUAGUUGUGAGCAGGUGGAGCAGUUGUUGGGAUGUUUGGGCAGGAGGUAUGCAUACG